Messenger RNA from Acanthosepion pharaonis, 585 nucleotides. The record is from the annotation of a GenBank genome assembly. NCBI's taxonomy places the organism in Eukaryota, Metazoa, Mollusca, Cephalopoda, Sepiida, Sepiidae.
AUGACUUUCUUCUUUGACUUCUUCAGUAUCUAUUAUUCCUGUUCUGGUUUUCUACUCAUAUAUUUCUACUUUCACUUUUACUUUUACUUUAACUUCUUUUCUUUUGUUUUUAUAAUUCUGCUCCUUUCUUUAUUUUCUUUGAUUAAUAAUGCUUCUUUUUUUAUUUUCCUCCUGUUAUUUAUUUUUAUUUAUCUUUCUCUCUCUUCAUCUUUCCAUUUUUCUUCUUAUAUUUUUCUCUACCAUUUUCAUCUUCUAAUUCCAUUUCUAUUUACAUCCUGCCAUAUUUUAUUCUUCAUUCACCUCCUCUCUUUUUUCUCUCUCCUUUUAAAUCUAAUCUUCUAUUACCAUUUCUUUUUCUUUUCUAUCCUCCCAUCCUUAAUUCUUUUUUCUUUUACUCUAUCGCUUUCUCUUAUUUUUUAUCUGUUUUCUUUGAUCACCUCUAUUUUCCUUUCUCACCUGUCUGCCAAACAGUUAUCUCUCUCUCUCUCUCUCUCUCUCUCUCUCUCUCCUUUCCUUUUUAAUUCAAAUUUGCCUUCAUUUUCUGUAAUAUCCUUCUUUCUUUUUCUUGAUCUCCUCUAUUUAUAA